Paecilomyces variotii is the source of this 1524-nucleotide messenger RNA. RefSeq lists its product as hypothetical. Gene Ontology annotation, molecular function: SNAP receptor activity. The transcript is spliced from 2 exons. Bases 271 to 1326 code for a protein of 351 amino acids. Gene Ontology annotation, biological process: retrograde vesicle-mediated transport, Golgi to endoplasmic reticulum. Lineage: Eukaryota; Fungi; Ascomycota; Eurotiomycetes; Eurotiales; Thermoascaceae. Gene Ontology annotation, cellular component: SNARE complex; endoplasmic reticulum. The record is from RefSeq and is a predicted model, not a curated record.
AAGAGGAAUCGAACUUGUCGUUUUGCAUUUCCUGGGGAAAGAGCACCCUGCUGAGUCAUCCACCAAUCAACUUCAGCCUCUCGUGACAUCUUCAGUCCCCGCCGCCGCGGAGCUACCCACGUGUCUAUCAUAUCAAACGCAGCUCGAACGUCUACUGCGUUAUGAACAGAUUACACGCAUAAUACUUACCAGCGAGGGCAAACCAUUGGGUGUGGAUCCCUCAGUGUCUGAUUUGGGAAAUAAGAAAAAAAAAAGAAACAGAGACUCACGAUGACACGCACGAUAUACCGCCCAGUCGCCGCGGAGGAAUCAGACCUGGCGGUCCUGAACCUCUCGAGACUGCUGGCGCGUCUGGAGCAUAAUUUGCUUUCGCCAUCUGCAGACCUCAAGCCGCUGAGACAAUCGGAAUUUCAUCGGGCGAGAGUUGGAGCAAACCUCGAAUAUGCUCGCUCACUUCUCGUCCAAAUCGAACGUUCCCUUCCCAAGAUCAAGCCUGUCGACCGCCGGCACAGCAUACAAACGGAUAUCACCCGGAAACGACAGACGCUGAAGCUGCUCAAGGACAGAUUAGAUGCGAUUAGUGCAGACGCAGAGAUCCUCAGGUCAGAGGGUGACGAGGAGGAUAUCGACACUGGUAUUUCAUCCGAGGAGGGAGACGAGGACCUACUAGCUACCCCCGGUGAGAGUGCGGAGGAGGAGAACGAGGUUGAGAACGAGGUUCCCUUAGCGGAAGGGGUAUCACGGCGGUACAUCGAAGAGGAAGGGUUACGAUCACCGACUGAGGAUGAGCCUGUUCCCUCUACUACUACGACAACGGCUCCGCCGACGGCCACAGCAGCAGCAGCAGCAGCGGCGGCGGCGGCGGCAGCGACCACAGACACAGCCUUACGAAACCGUCACAAUCGCCAACCUACCUUAUCACUUACAGCUGACGCUGCCACUGCGACAGCAACCGGAUCCGCCCUCCCCACCACCUCCUCCCCUUCCCUCUCCAAGACGCAAGCCACCGAGUCGGCUCUAGAUGCGCACGCCCAUGAACAAGAAAGCUUGACCGAUUCCCUGCUAUCCCUUGCGACGCAACUCCGAGAAUCCUCACAGUCCUUCCAGACGUCACUCGAGGCCGAAAAGUCCGUGCUGUCACGGGCUGUCGAGGGUCUGGACCGGAACAUCACCGGCAUGGACGCCGCGGGUCGUCGCAUGGGGCUCCUGCGACGGAUGAGCGAGGGUAAAGGCUGGUGGGGACGCGUGCUAAUGUACGUGUGGAUAUUCGGACUAUGGCUCGUGGCAGUGGGGAUUGUAUUCCUGGGACCGAAGUUACGAUUCUGAAAGUGUUGAUCAGGCGAUCUUGUUUGUGGUUGGUAUUACUUCGUCCGUCUUGUAUGUGCAUGCAUCUGAGAGGCGUUAUCUUUUUUUUUUCUGUUUGAUUUGAUAUAUCAACCGCCUUCCUUUCAUAGUCAGUUUUCAAGAUACCUACCUAUGCGGCAAAGAUUCUCUUUCUGGCAAUACAAUACGAUCGAAUAUAUU